GUAUUUGCCGACAACAUGGCAGCGCCCUUAAACAUACACCUGGAGUUUGGGGGGGGGGCAGAGCUGCUUUUUAAAGGUGUGAAGGAACAUCAUGUGACUCUCCCGACCCAAUCAGAACCUUGGGACGUGAAGCAGCUGCUGGUGUGGAUCCAACGGAACCUGCUGAAGGAACGACCUGAGCUCUUUGUCCAAGGCGACUCUGUGAGACCAGGGAUUCUGGUGCUUAUCAAUGAUGCAGACUGGGAGCUAAUGGGGGAGCUGGAUUACCAACUACAAGACCAAGACAAUAUUGUGUUUAUUUCCACUCUUCAUGGAGGAUAGAGAAUGAAUGCAGCAUUUGGAUACAUCCCUUACAUUUCUGUAACAUAGACUCAGCCCUUCUUUACAUCCUUUUCACCAGUUUGCUAACAUCCCUACCAAACAUCCCCCCAUUGGACACUGCAUCUGUCAGCCUGCACUGUGAUGUCUGAGGUGAUUGAUGUUUGUCUGCAGGAAUGAACCGAAAUUCAGAGGUGGUUACCAGGAAUAAAAUGAAAGCUCCGAAACAGAAAUUCUGUGUAAGUUAAAAAAAAAAAAAAAGUCCAAAAUUUUCUUGACCAAACAGGACUUUGUAAGUGGUGGUCACAUAUUUAUAUACACUGCACAAUGGUCAAUAUGCAGGUGUAAAUGAAUGCUGUUAACUGUUCCUGCACAGAAUGAAAAUAUGACCUUAAAAUGAAAGUGGGUCCAGAUUACUACUGGAAUCUUACAUUGUUCACACUGUGCUUUUCUUUUACUUUUAAUAUAAUUGCA
This is a messenger RNA of Sphaeramia orbicularis (orbiculate cardinalfish), 792 nucleotides long. RefSeq names its product ubiquitin related modifier 1 (gene urm1). NCBI's taxonomy places the organism in Eukaryota, Metazoa, Chordata, Actinopteri, Kurtiformes, Apogonidae. The transcript has 5 exons. The coding region runs from base 16 to 321 and encodes 101 amino acids. The record is from RefSeq and is a predicted model, not a curated record. Gene Ontology annotation, cellular component: cytoplasm. Gene Ontology annotation, biological process: tRNA thio-modification.